AUGAAUUGGGAUUGGGAUGUGAACGAUGUUAAUGGUGAAUAUGCAAAUGUUGAGGAAGAAAAUGUUAAGGAAGAAAAUGUUGAAGAUGUAAGUGUUGAAGAAGCAAAUGUUGAAGAAGCAAAUGUUGAAGAAACAAAUGUUGAAGAAGCAAAUGAAGAAGAAAAUGUUGAAGGAGGAUUUAAAGUCAUUGACGUUUAUGUUGAACACAAAGUUGAAGAAGUUAAUAUUGAAGAUGUUAUUUUUGAGGAUGUUAAUGGUGAGGAUGCAAAUGUUGAGGAAGAAAAUGUUGAAGAUGUAAAUGUUGAAGAAGCAAAUGUUGAAGAAACAAAUAUUUAUGAAGCAAAUGUUGAAGAAGCAAAUGAAGAAGAAAAUGUUGAAGGGUUGAUUUCUGUAUACUCUAAGACACACUCAAAAAAUGAAAACUAA
Molecule: messenger RNA, 426 nt
Organism: Lathyrus oleraceus (garden pea)
Lineage: Eukaryota; Viridiplantae; Streptophyta; Magnoliopsida; Fabales; Fabaceae
Exons: 3
Coding region: 1-426 (141 amino acids)
Source: RefSeq, a predicted model, not a curated record